This is a messenger RNA of Lodderomyces margitis, 3825 nucleotides long. Its product is annotated as aminophospholipid-translocating P4-type ATPase. Gene Ontology annotation, biological process: post-Golgi vesicle-mediated transport; phospholipid translocation; endocytic recycling. The coding region runs from base 1 to 3825 and encodes 1274 amino acids. The transcript has a single exon. Lineage: Eukaryota; Fungi; Ascomycota; Pichiomycetes; Serinales; Debaryomycetaceae. Gene Ontology annotation, molecular function: ATPase-coupled intramembrane lipid carrier activity; ATP hydrolysis activity; magnesium ion binding. Gene Ontology annotation, cellular component: plasma membrane. The record is from RefSeq and is a predicted model, not a curated record.
AUGUCUGGUCACAAAGGUUCUGCAAACUCGCAGAUAAACAACAAUCCCUUUUCAGAUGACGAAAACGACUUGAUAGACCUUGACUUGACGAAUCCUUACGCAAACUAUAACCCACAGCAUGAGUACCCACAAGUGCAAAACUCGAGCCGGGGGCAGCCGAUAUCCAACCCAUUUAACGACCAAUUUGUAAUAUCUGACGACGAGGAGGAAGAAGUGGCUGUUCCCAAUGGAAAGCCACCGAGGCCCACAAACAGGCGUAAUUCAUAUUUGAGCUCCAAUAACGAUUUACUGUCAACCGCUGAUUUUAUAGGAACCAACAAUAAUGACUACGUAAACUUGAAUAAGGAACAGCCUCGAGAUUUUGACAUAAGGCAUAUCUUUCAAAGAGUCAAGAGUAAGAUUACCGGCCGAAGCCCGACCAUCAGCGACAGGAAGCCAAAAGAACCUAGGGAAAUAUUUAUUAUGGAUCAUAGUGCUAACGCUGGGCUUGGAUACUAUGGCAAUUACAUUUCGACAACAAAGUACAAUUUCGCUACAUUCUUGCCAAAAUUUUUAUUCGAGCAGUUUAGCAAGUAUGCAAACUUGUUCUUUUUGUUUACUUCCAUUAUCCAACAAGUGCCCCAUGUGUCACCGACCAAUCGAUACACGACUAUUGGUACUUUAAUUGUGGUAUUGUUUGUGUCGGCAAUUAAGGAGAUUCUGGAAGACUUGAAGCGAGCCAAUGCCGACAAGGAACUAAAUAAUACUCGAGUUUUGGUGCUUGAUCCAGUUUCCGGUGACUUUGUGUUGAAAAAGUGGGUCAAGGUUCAGGUUGGUGAUGUUGUUAGGGUGAAUAAUGAGGAACCAUUUCCUGCCGAUUUGAUUUUAAUCAGCUCGUCCGAGCCAGAAGGGCUCUGUUACAUAGAGACUGCUAAUCUUGAUGGAGAAACCAACUUGAAAAUCAAGCAAUCAAGAACAGAAACAGCCCAUUUGAAAAGUCCAAGUGAACUAGUACGAGGGUUAUCAACCGCAAAAGUAAUGUCGGAACAACCAAAUUCGUCGUUGUAUACAUACGAGGGGAUACUCAAGGGUGUAGAGAACAGCCGAGAUAUUCCGUUGUCUCCUGAGCAACUAUUACUAAGAGGAGCUACGUUGCGUAAUACGCAGUGGGCCAAUGGGAUUGUAAUAUUUACUGGUCAUGAAACAAAGCUAAUGCGGAAUGCUACCGCAACUCCUAUAAAACGAACUGACGUGGAGCGAAUAAUUAACCUCCAAAUCAUUGCUUUAUUCUGCGUGUUGAUUGUUCUUUCCUUGAUUUCGUCAAUAGGAAAUGUCAUUAAAACAAAGGCCAAUAGUGGUGACUUGGAGUACUUGCACUUGGAAGGAACUUCAUUGGCCAAAUUGUUUUUCCAAGAUUUGUUGACUUAUUGGAUAUUGUUUUCGAAUUUGGUGCCCAUUUCGUUGUUUGUAACGGUUGAGUUGAUCAAGUAUUAUCAGGCAUUUAUGAUCGGAAGUGAUUUAGACAUGUAUUAUGAGGAAUCCGAUACUCCCACAGGGGUCAGGACAUCCUCUCUUGUUGAAGAGUUGGGACAAAUCAAUUACAUCUUUAGUGACAAAACUGGUACAUUAACACGUAACGUUAUGGAGUUCAAAGCUUGUUCGAUUGGCGGACGAUGCUAUAUUGAAGAAAUUCCCGAAGAUGGACACGUGCAGGUUAUAGAUGGCAUUGAAAUUGGCUAUCACACAUUCGACGAGUUGCGGUCUGAUUUCACCAAUAGCUCUUCCCAACAGUCGGCAAUUAUCAACGAAUUCCUCACUUUGUUAAGCACAUGCCACACUGUGAUCCCUGAAGUUGAUGGCGCCAACAUUAAAUACCAAGCAGCUUCUCCAGACGAAGGUGCAUUGGUUCAAGGUGCCGCCGAUUUGGGAUUCAAAUUUAUUGUGCGUCGGCCAAAGACUGUUACUGUUGAAAAUACCCUUACAAGAAUGAAGUCUGAAUACGAGUUACUAAACAUUUGUGAGUUCAACUCUACAAGAAAGAGAAUGUCGGCAAUCUUUCGCUGCCCCGAUGGGGUCAUCAGAUUAUUUUGUAAAGGUGCUGAUACUGUCAUAUUGGAGCGCCUUUCACAAGAAGAGCCACAACCAUUUAUUGACUCUACAUUGAGACAUUUGGAGGAUUUUGCAGCCGAAGGAUUAAGAACCCUUUGCAUUGCGUCGCGCAUUGUUUCUGAAGAAGAAUAUCAACAAUGGAGUAAAAAAUACUACGAUGCUUCCACGUCAUUACAAGACCGUAGCGAAAAGAUGGACGCUGUUGCCGAACUCAUUGAGACUGACUUGUUCCUAUUGGGUGCAACUGCCAUUGAAGAUAAAUUGCAAGACGGGGUGCCGGAAACUAUACAAACGUUGCAGGAUGCGGGUAUCAAGAUUUGGAUUCUAACAGGUGAUCGACAAGAAACCGCUAUAAACAUUGGUAUGUCUUGUAAAUUGCUAAGCGAAGACAUGAAUCUUUUAAUCGUGAACGAAGAAACGAAAACAAACACGAGGCUAAAUCUUCAAGAAAAAUUAACGGCAAUUCAGGAACAUCAGUUUGAUGGCGAAGAUGGUUCUUUGGAGUCUUCGUUGGCAUUGAUUAUCGACGGCCAUUCUCUUGGGUUCGCUUUAGAGCCAGACUUGGAGGAUUUGUUGAUUGAGUUGGGAUCGCGGUGUAGAGCCGUUAUAUGCUGCCGUGUUUCCCCCUUGCAGAAAGCCCUUGUUGUUAAAAUGGUAAAAAGAAAGAAGAAACAGUCCUUGCUUCUUGCCAUUGGUGAUGGUGCAAAUGAUGUAUCAAUGAUUCAAGCUGCUCAUGUAGGUGUCGGAAUAAGUGGAAUGGAAGGCAUGCAAGCUGCAAGAAGUGCGGAUGUCUCCAUAGGACAAUUCAAGUAUUUGAAAAAGUUGUUAUUAGUGCAUGGAUCUUGGUCGUACCAGCGUAUCUCCAAUGCCAUAUUGUACUCGUUCUACAAAAACAUAGCCUUGUACAUGACACAGUUUUGGUUUGUUUUUGCCAAUGCAUUCUCAGGUCAAUCAAUUGCGGAGUCGUGGACGCUCACAUUCUACAAUGUGCUUUUUACCGUGCUUCCUCCAAUUGUCAUGGGGGUAUUUGAUCAAUUUGUAAGUGCAAGGCAGUUGGUAAGGUAUCCACAAUUGUAUCAGUUGGGACAACAGCGAAAGUUUUUUAACGUCGCUGUGUUUUGGAGCUGGAUUGUGAAUGGGUUUUACCAUUCAGCGGUGAUUUUUCUUUGCUCAUUUUUCAUCUACAGGUACGGCAAUGUAAUGUCUAGCGGCUUGACAACUGACAACUGGGCCUGGGGAGUUGCUGUAUACACUACGUGUACCUUAACAGCGUUGGGUAAGGCUGCUUUGGUGGUGACAUUGUGGACAAAAUUUACCUUGAUUGCUAUUCCUGGAUCCUUCCUCUUGUGGUUAGCAUGGUUCCCUGCGUAUGCGACUAUUGCUCCAUUGAUAAAUGUUUCUGACGAGUAUAGAGGAGUGCUAGCUGCUACUUACCCUUUGCUUACAUUCUGGGCAAUGGUAUUCGGGGUGUCAGUCUUGUGCUUAUUAAGAGAUUUUGCUUGGAAGUUUUACAAAAGGCAGACCAGUCCCGAGACCUAUCACUAUGUGCAAGAGAUCCAAAAAUACAACAUACAGGACCAGAGACCACGUAUGGAACAAUUCCAGAAAGCGAUCAGAAAAGUCCGCCAGGUGCAAAGAAUUAAGAAACAGAGGGGAUUUGCCUUUUCACUGGCAGAGGGAAAUGACCAGGAGAAGUUGAUGCGGUUGUACGAUACUUCGAAGCAAGCGGGUGUAUAG